AGAUUCCUCAACAAAACUUGCAGGACAAGGAGGAGGGUCGACUGGGGAUUCGUACGACCGCCGCCGCCGCCUUCCGCCCGACGUAGUUUUGGACCGUUCCGGAACGUGCGCCUCACUUGGACUUUCGAUGGAACGAACAUUCCUUCGACUUUGGUGACUACGCAUCUUUUGGCUGGACUACACGUCAUACUGUAUGACCGCAGCCUGACGUGUCUGCGAGCGGAAACUAUGGAAACGGUGAAUACCAGCAGCGGGGGCGAGCCCGGCAUCUUCUCGGCCAGUCCUUACGCCGCCGCGGAAAUUGUGCUCAUCGUUCUGGUGGCGGGGUCCCUCAGUCUGAUCACCGUCGUGGGAAACAUUUUGGUCAUGCUCUCCAUAAAGGUAAACAGGAACCUGCAGACUGUCAACAACUACUUCCUGUUCAGCCUGGCCUGCGCGGACCUGAUUAUCGGCGUCGGCUCCAUGAACCUGUACACCGUCUACAUCGUGAUUGGCUACUGGCCCUUGGGAGCGGUGGUGUGCGACCUGUGGCUGGCGGUGGACUACGUGGUCAGCAACGCCUCGGUCAUGAACCUCCUGAUCAUCAGCUUCGACCGAUACUUCUGCGUCACCAAACCGCUGAGCUACCCGGCGCGCCGGACCACCAAGAUGGCCGGUCUGAUGAUCGCCGCCGCCUGGGUGCUGUCCUUCGUCCUGUGGGCGCCGGCCAUUUUGUUCUGGCAAUUCAUCGUGGGCGGGAGAACCGUGCCGCCGGGGGAGUGCUACAUCCAGUUCUUCUCCAACCCGGCGGUCACGUUCGGCACGGCCAUGGCGGCGUUCUACCUGCCCGUGGCCAUCAUGAUCUACCUCUACUGGCGCAUCUCCAGGGCCAGCCGUAGCCGCGUCCAGAGGGACAGCCGGAAGCCGUCCGGGACCAGUAUCGGCGAAGCUCACUCUCACAGUCAAGAGGACGCGGGUGAGAACCAGAUCCAGAACAGUUGCAUUCAGAAGAUGAGGGAGCAGCUCAGGGAGGCUGUGCUGAGCAAGGAGAAGGAAGCGCUGCAGCAGCAGCAGCAGCAGCAGCAGAACGGAAGUACGCCUUGCAAGGAAGACAAAGCCGAGCAGCCGGAAGCGGAGGCGGACAGCGUCCAACCCUCCACGUCGACAGAGAACGAGCUCCCCGUUUCAGUGCUGAGGGGACUGAACGCGGUAAGAAGGAUGAACCAAACAGAGCCGUCGUCCAGGGGAGGUUCCUUGACGGACUGUCAAGCCACAAGGACCAUGCUCAAGGUGACGAGGCAGAGCGCGGUGGCCAAGUGGCGCAAGAAGAGCACGUCGUCGCGGGAGAAGAAGGUGACGCGCACCAUCAUGGCCAUCCUGGUGGCCUUCGUGGUGACGUGGACGCCGUACAACGUGAUGGUGCUGAUCAACACCUUCUGCUCCGUCUGCAUCCCCAACACCCUUUGGACCAUCGGCUACUGGCUGUGCUACAUCAACAGCACCAUCAACCCGGCCUGCUACGCCCUGUGCAACACCACCUUCAAGAACACCUUCAAGCAUCUGCUGCUCUGCCAGUACAAGAACAUACGAGCGACGCGGUGAAGCUUCUGCCGUGCGGACCGAGUGCUCCAAACGGCAACGCCAUGCUGGAAUGUUGCAUACAUUUCUUUUGAUGUUCAACGACAGCGUCACAUACACCCUACGAGUUUUCCCGGGUUAGAGCCUGGUCUAGUUGCAUAGUAUUUCCCAGUCCGAGCCAAGCCCUGUGCAAUCUCUUUAGGUGUCCCGCAGGGCUCACUACCAAGGACCCCUUUCUUCGUUGGGAGAUCUGCUACGCAUGUAUCGUAAAUACAAGCGCUGCUAUUUCCAGACAAUCCAACUAAAAGUGAGCAAUCAUCAAUUAAAUACAAGUACUUCGGUAGCUGGACUUACGCAUGCCCCGAUUUGGGAAUUUUUCAAGUUAUGAGCCGUUGCUAAGCUUUGAAUGUUGCUACUGCUUGGGGUGAAAUGAACCACGAAAAAAAAAAAUAAAAAAUAAAAAAAUGGAGCAGGUAAGGACCGGUAAUGCCCACGCAUGUGAGCAACUAUCAAGUGACAAGACACACUCAAGACUGACAUCACACAGAAAACGGAUGGAUGGACGGUCAUUAAAAACGUCCAAACAACUGCGGCUUCAUCGCGCAACACCAUCCUUUCUUCUGAGCCGCUUAUCCUGACGAGGGUCGCGGGAGUGCUGGAGCCAAUCCCAGCUGUCAACGGCCAGGAGGCGGGCUACACCCCGAACUGGUCGCCAUGGAGACAAACAGCCGCGCUCACAAUCACACCGACGGGGCAAUUUUAGUGUCCGAUUCAUUUUGGGAGUGCCCACCCGGAGAAAAGCCACACAGGCACGGGGAGAACAUGCAAACUCCACACAGGGAUGGCCGGCAUGGAAGCCGGGGUCCUCAGAACGGUGAGGCCAACGCUUUCCAGCCACGCACACGACACAUCAUACAACAAUACUCACAAAGGUACUGGUUACUCUCUGAACUCUGGUAGUCUCUUUCGGCUUGUCCCGUUCGGGGUCGCCGCAGCGUGAAAUCUCAGCGGAGUUGUCACGCCGGAUGCCCUUCCUGACGCAACCCCUCUUGGGGAGCGGAGACCCCGGUGAGAUCCGAACUCACAACCCCUCGAACCAGUGAGCGAUGGGGCCUCCUUGGUACCGACAACUACUACUGGAGCUAAAUUGGGGCCCGUUUCUUCCUCUGCUUUUCAUUACAUGUCAUUUUUUUCCCCCAGUAAAGGUCAGCGCUGCCCCUUAUGUCGCGUCUCAAUGUGUUACUACACUCAAGUCGUGCAACUCUUGAUUCAGACUUGCUUGGAUACUGUAAAAAAAAAUAAAUACAAAAUUUAAAAAAAAAAGGAAAAUUGCUGUUUAAACAAAAAUGUGUGUAAGUGUGUCUGCUUUAAAAGGCAACCACACAAAGUGGUACUCAUCAUUGUGUCACGUGUAUGUAAAUAACCGGAAACUAUGGAUUAGGACAAAUUGUGUUUAUGAAAUGUUUUUACACCAUGUUUAUGUGCGUGUGCAAGUUUACUGUAUGUUGAGUGCCGGUAGUGAAAGUAGUCCAAAUGGAAUAUUUAUUCGUGUCUGUACAGCGCUUUUACCUCCUCAUGUAAAACAUAUACAAUAAA
Syngnathoides biaculeatus (alligator pipefish) is the source of this 3153-nucleotide messenger RNA. RefSeq names its product muscarinic acetylcholine receptor M2-like. The transcript has 5 exons. Lineage: Eukaryota; Metazoa; Chordata; Actinopteri; Syngnathiformes; Syngnathidae. The record is from RefSeq and is a predicted model, not a curated record. Gene Ontology annotation, cellular component: plasma membrane. The coding region runs from base 229 to 1581 and encodes 450 amino acids. Gene Ontology annotation, molecular function: G protein-coupled acetylcholine receptor activity. Gene Ontology annotation, biological process: adenylate cyclase-activating adrenergic receptor signaling pathway.